UUAACUGACCAUGGUCACACUAACAUUAGCCACCUCUAUAUAAACUUCACUCUUUUUUUGAGUAUAGUUAUAAGCAAUAUCAUAUACUAGAAAGUUUAGAGAGAGAAAAAAAGACAUCAAAAAAGAGAAGGAGUAGAUCAGAGCGCUAGCUUUUCCGCCUUUGAUCUUUUUCAUUGUUUACCAUGUGUCCUCUGGCUCUGGCAGCUCCACCCCCAGGUCUUAUCGGUUCCUGUUGGAGUGAUGACCAAAUCAUUUUCUCCCUUGACCAAAUCAACUGUGGAUCACCUAUCCCUGAUGAUGUGAUUGUUGACAAUCUUUAUCAGUACGAUCCUUCAAAUUUGCCAGCUGGAGCAUGGUUUCUAGUAAGCUCAAAUGAGAAAAAAGAGACGAAAUACGGAUUCUGGAGAGCAAAAGGUGAAUCCUGUGAAAUAUUUGCAAAUUCUGCUAUCUAUGGUUGGAGAACCACUUUUGAAUUUGUUGAAGCCCAAGCCCCUAUUGGACAGAAAACUGUCUGGAUGAUGCAAGAGUACAAAAUAACACUGAAAGAGCAGCAUGAUCACACUAAGUCAAAGGAGUCUGCACUUUGUAGAGUUUUCAGUUGCAGUGAUGAGAACUUAAAUAAUGAGAGAAAGCCAGAGAACAUAAACAAAGUCAAUAAUGAGACAAAGCCAGAGCACAGAAACGAUGAUCUUGACACCCUCUUACUCAGCUUGAUGCCAUCAAUUACCCCACACACUAGCAGUAACGAUGGGCAACAUUCAAUAGGUGAACCCCAGGUAAAGAACCAGACAGAAGGGAUUAGGCCAGAUCACUUUGAUGAUGAUAUAGUAGCUGAGUUGGAUUGCAUUUUAAGAGAGGACUACUUGGAACUGAACGACCUUGUUGGUGUAGCAUCACAUUCGUCUAGUUCAGUGAAUUCAAGUCGCCAGAGCUUGGCAUCUGAUGAGUAUUUUGACUCUAUGGCAUUUUUACGGGAUCUCGAUGAUGAGAAGAACCAAGAUUUGCAUGGAAAAGGUUCAACUAGCAAUUAUCGAAUAAUGAUGUGCAGAAGAGCAAAUGAUGUGGUUAUGCCGCCUGCACCUUUAGAAUCUUAUAUUAGUGGGAGCGCGGCUGCAGCCAAAUACACUCAACCAGGUCCUUCUAACAAAGCCGAAUUCCCCAGUAAGUCAUCCCCAGAACAGGAUAUUAAGAGGCUGAAGGCAGAGUGUACAAAUGAUGAAGGUCCAUCACACUCUUAUAGAGCGACGGCAUCUUUCAGCAGCAGCAGUAGCCAUGAACCUGUAACAACAAGAGAAGAGAAAAGAAAGAAGAAGCUCAAGAAGUUCCUCUGUUUCAUGCCUUUCUAGUAAAGAAAGAAGCAGCAGCCUAGAAAAAGUAUAUCCCUUAGUAACUAAAACAACUUGGUUACAGCCUUA
Messenger RNA from Nicotiana tabacum (common tobacco), 1415 nucleotides. RefSeq lists its product as uncharacterized. The record is from RefSeq and is a predicted model, not a curated record. Gene Ontology annotation, molecular function: DNA binding. Gene Ontology annotation, biological process: regulation of DNA-templated transcription. Lineage: Eukaryota; Viridiplantae; Streptophyta; Magnoliopsida; Solanales; Solanaceae.